AAUAGCCGUCAGUCUCUGAAGAAGUAUGUCAAGGCCAACAACACCUUGAACGUGUCGGACAACAUGUUCGACUCUCUCUUCAACAAGGCCCUCAAGGCCGGUGUUGAGAAGGGCAUCUUUGCCCAGCCCAAGGGCCCCUCUGGCGGCACCAAGCUGGCCAAGAAG
Messenger RNA from Trichoderma reesei QM6a, 165 nucleotides. RefSeq lists its product as uncharacterized. The record is from RefSeq and is a predicted model, not a curated record. The annotation marks the transcript as partial. Gene Ontology annotation, biological process: nucleosome assembly. Gene Ontology annotation, molecular function: DNA binding. Gene Ontology annotation, cellular component: nucleosome. NCBI's taxonomy places the organism in Eukaryota, Fungi, Ascomycota, Sordariomycetes, Hypocreales, Hypocreaceae. The transcript has a single exon.